AUAUGGUAUUCUCUCUGCAUAGCGAAUAAUAGAAAAGAUAUUAUUGAGUGUGUCGCGAGAGGACGAACGACGGGAAAGUAUAUACAUAUAUCGUAUGCGUAUAGUGAGGUCGCAUGCGUUGCGUUCCACAGGUGUCUAAUGAUUGUGAUUAGCGUCAUUUUUGCUGUAAUAGGAUCGUUUAUAUACGCAUUGAUUAAAAUUAUAAACGCUAUUGACAAGAAGCUUGAGAUUUUAAGUAUGGAGAAGCAAUCAAAGUUGUCUUUGAAAAGAAACCGCUAUCAUCAGGCUCAUGUCACAAAUGAUGUUCCAGUGGAGAUAUCAGAUGAUGAGAGCUCUGACUCAUCAUCGAAUCCACAGUCAAAUAUAGAACAAGUAAACUUUACAAACACAAGUCAUGGAGUGGCUGAUAUUUCAAAUGAUGCGACAAAUAGUUUAAAUCCUGCAUGCAGUUUGAAACAUAUACAUGAUAUAUCAGACGAUUUAAGUAGCGAUGAAGAUGUUGUUGUAAUUGACAUGCCUAAUACCUCUAAGAAUACCCAAUCAAUGUUUAAUUGGAAGAAAACGAGCUUUGCUUAUGCGCCAAGCUGUCAAAACGACAACUCUUCUGUUAAUAUAUUGCAUGAUUCAAGACUUGAAAAGGAAAUGCCUGGAGAAGUAUCAAGCAAAAGACAAAAACUGAGGUCUGAUUUGACAAGUUUAAGUGAUGAUGAUUUAGCGAGCUUGAACAAGGAAGAAUCUUCGCCAUCUAAAGUUACGAUACAACAUAAUAUAAUGAUUGCAGGAACUAAAGUCACAUUGCCUGUCGAGCCAUACCCAUGCCAGAAAGCAGUGAUGAAUAGUCUUAUCAAAGGAUGUACUAAGGAGCAGCACUGUCUCUUGGAAAGCCCUACUGGUAGCGGUAAGACUCUGGCUCUUCUCUGCGGAGCUUUGGCAUGGCAAGAGCAAUACAGGGAGAAGCUCAAGCAGGAAGAGAGCAACAAAAUAAAUGCAGAGAAUUCGUGCUGCGACGACGAGGAUUCUUUAGAUGACAAUUUCUACUUAAACUCAUCACAAUACUUCGACGAAGAAUGGUGUGAUGAAGUUCUGCACAAAGCCAAAAUGCGGAAAGUGCCAAAAAUAUAUUACGGAACGCGAACGCACAAGCAAAUCGAGCAAGUAGUGAGAGAAUUGAAAAGGACUGUGUACAGGGAUAAAAGGAUGACUAUAUUGAGUAGCCGGAAACAAACGUGCAUUCAAAAUAGCAAUAGGGACAAGGAUGAAUUAUGUCAUGAGCUACUCGAUCCGUUAAAGUCUGAUAAAUGCCGAUAUUAUAAUGACCAAAAUAAAAGAAGGAUGAUGUUGUUUAAUGGGCUAGAAACGCCUUGGGAUAUAGAAGAUUUGAUUUCGUUGGGCCGAAAUACCGGGACCUGUCCAUACUUUGGCGCGAGAUCUUUGAUGGACAAGGCUGAAAUCAUCUUUUGUCCUUACGCCUAUAUCGUAGCUCCAGAUAUUCGCGAGAGCAUGCAGAUUAAUCUGAAAGGCGACAUUGUAAUCUUCGAUGAAGCUCACAAUAUCGAGAAUAUUUGUCUAGAGGCUGCCAGUGUAAAUCUCAGAAAUGAUGAUCUUAUGAUCGCUGCCAACGAUUGCAAAUAUUAUGAUCGCAAAUGUCGUGAUCGUAAUAUUUACAUCACCAUUCAGAACUAUCUCACUGAUAUUGUAAAAUUCCUGGAAACUAUUCAUGUUAAACAGAAUGACAAUGAGAUGGUUAGUGAUUAUUGGCUUGGUGCCGAAUUUCUGGUGUUGCUCGACAUGCAUAAUAUCGGGAAUUCGAGAUUUCCCGAUUUUCACAAUGCUAGCAAGAUGGCUAUUCAGGAUUUCAAGGAAAUGAAACAAGAGGCUCGUCCUGAUAAAAUAGUUCAGACUAUUUCGCAUGAUACUAAGAAAAUUCUAGAGCAUCUCUGUUUUGCUAUACAGAUGCUAACAUCAGAUAUCUUUGUCAAUGAUUUUAGAGUAUGUGUCAAAGAAAGUAUGAAACCUUGUAAGAAGAUUAUACCUAAAGAUGUUUGGAUUUCGACGAAGAAUAAACCAUUACGAGAACUGAAACUGUUAUGUAUGAAUCCCGCUAUAGUUUUUGCACCUUUAGCCCGCACCGCCCGCUCUGUGAUAGUUGCUUCGGGUACUCUUACGCCGAUUACGUCAUUCCAAAGCGAACUUGGCACGAAAUUCCCACAUAUAGUCAAUCCUGAUCACAUCAUAUCGAAGGAGCAAGUGUACGUGAGAUGUAUACCACGUGGGCCGAAUGGAAAAACCUUGAUAGCUACCUACGAAAAUGUAAACUCUUGGAAUUUUCAGGACGAACUCGGUAGUCUGGUUCUUCAAGUGUGUGAUACAGUGCCAUAUGGUGUGCUAUGCUUUUUCCCAUCUUACCUCGCAAUGAACAAGCUACUCGAUAGAUGGAAGAAUAACGACACAUUGAGCAAACUAGAGAAAUUGAAAGAAAUUUUUGUGGAACCGAGAAACCGAGAAAGCAAGGAUUUUCCCGCGAUGAUGAAAGCAUAUUGCGAUGUAAUCAAGGAAUCGUCGUCAAAAUCCUUUCGUGUGGCAUCUGGAGCUAUCUUUUUCGCAGUUUUCAGGGGAAAAGUGGCGGAAGGAAUCGAUUUUAGCGAUAACGAGGCUCGAUGCGUACUAGCGAUCGGCAUACCGUAUAGAAACAAAAACGAUGUAUCUAUGAAGAUGGACUAUAAUAACUCGAAUAAGUCCAAAGGUUUUUUGCCUGGUCGAGAAUGGUAUACUGUAGACGCGCUUAGAGCAUUAAACCAGGCACUAGGCCGUUGUAUUAGACAUAAAAAUGAUUGGGGUGCUGUGUUACUGGUGGAUGAAAGAUUCCGGAACCAAAAUUUUAUUAACUAUUUACCAAAAUGGAUUAAAACAAAAUGGAUAUAUGAUGAUGGGAAUUACGAUCUUCAAACAGAACUUGAAAAUUUUGUAGAAAUACAAAUUGCACGUGAAAGGGGAAAAAAAUGCGUCGCAGCUGUAUAGAAGAUUGACUUUUUUUUUUUAAUAUAUAAAGAAA
Molecule: messenger RNA, 3052 nt
Organism: Formica exsecta
Lineage: Eukaryota; Metazoa; Arthropoda; Insecta; Hymenoptera; Formicidae
Product: Fanconi anemia group J protein-like
Exons: 15
Coding region: 139-3018 (959 amino acids)
Biological process (GO): nucleotide-excision repair; double-strand break repair involved in meiotic recombination
Cellular component (GO): nucleus
Molecular function (GO): DNA binding; DNA helicase activity; ATP binding
Source: RefSeq, a predicted model, not a curated record